GGGCGCGCGGCGUGGCCCGCGGGGACAGCGGGAAGCGCCGCGCCCCCGCCCCGGCCCCGUCCACCUGCUGCGGGCGCGGAGCCGCCGCCGCGCCGGCCCCUUCGCAGAGUUCCCCCAAGCCCCCUCAGCCCUUACAGUGCGGAGAAGGAGGGCCAUUCUGUCGCCUAGCGGGAGGACUUUGUAACCCACGCGUCCAGUUAGAGGACGGUAAACUGCUCGGCCCCUGCACCCCCGUCGGCGCGAGGGUGCUGGAGAGGCGGGGUGCCGUGCGAGCCGACGGAGAGGCUCCAGCCCCGGCGGCCAGUCCCGGAACCUAUCCCUCGAAUUAGCCGAGUCAGGCAGAGAGGGGGCGGGGAGUGCUUCCGCCCGUGCUAGGAGGGGCUGCAUUGCAGGGGAGACCCGGCGGCCGACUCAGUCACAAACGAGGGAGAAGGCGUGAGGAGACAAAGCCGUCUCAUCCCUAACGGCUGCCUUCAGGACCCUCCUCCUCUCCAGGCCAGAGCCGACCCCCGAGCCCCUGAGGCAUCCUCUCCAUCUUCGGAACACCCUAGUCAUUCAUUGAUAACAGCCAGGUGCAGAGAGCUCUUGAAGGGCGGGUGAACUGUUCUGAGAGACAACCAGCUGUGAACUAUCUGCAACCAGCUGUCAACCACAGAGCAAAGUGACCUGAUUUUCAGGGAAUUAUGAGAGAUCCUGUGAGUAGCCAGUACAGCUCCUUUAUUUUCUGGAGGAUGCCCAUCCCGGAACUGGAUCUGUCGGAGCUGGAAGACCUGGGCCUCUCAGCUACAUCUACCUACAAGAGCAAGGAUGGCAGCAGCGGCAGCAAAAUGGGCGGGCAAGCCACUGGAGCAGGGCAGAAGGGCCCUGAAGGUGACCCUCUCCUCGAGUACACCACCUUCAACUUCUGGAGAGCCCCCAUUGCCAGCAUCCACUCCGUUGAGUUGGACCUGCUUUAAGGCCGAGCCUUCCCUCUCCCACCCUGACCCUCGCCGUCUCCCCUUUUAAGCCCCCUCCCCUCUAAGCCUUCCACUUUACUCUUGUUCUCUUCUCUAUUGUGCUGGUGGUGCUGAUGAAUCUGCCAAUUGAAUUGUAUGUUUGUAUGUAUGUGUGUAUUUAUUUAUCUAUCUAUUUAUCUAUUUAUUUAUCUGCCUACUCCAUUUCCCUCAAGCCCUCUAGGUACAAAGUCAAGGGUUUAAUCAAUGGAGUACUAAAUCAUAGGGGUUCCUCCCCACAACCCUGACAAUAUUAAUCCCAGAAAACUGCCCUUCCUGGGGGCACCAGAGAGAAGUACAGUUAUGCAAAGUGGGAGGCCGAUUUUGUUGUUGUUACAUUUUAAUCAGUGUCCAAGAUAGUUGAACUUCCCUAAUUUCCUGCACCAUGCCAGUAAGCAAAUAUUUCUUCAAGAAGUAGUGAGACAAUUUCUACAAAACAGGAUUCCUAAAAGGCUGAGGUACUAAGUUCUGCUGCUUCUUCCCCAGAAACAUGGUGGUAGUUAGAGGUACAGAACAAGAGCGAACAGUUCAUCCUGGUGAAUGGAAAUGAGGAAAAGCAUGGACUCAUUUCAGAAAUUUUUCCUUUAACAUCCACCUCACAACUCUGCCCUCAGCUGUGGGUUGGUAGAAAUGUUCAGAAAAUCAGAUUUGAGACUUCACAGGAAAACCUUACUGUUAUAUAAUUUGUAAAAGGCAAAAAGUUUAUAAAAUCUAAAAAAAAAUAAAACAAAAAACCAGUAUUAUUGGAUAGUUUACAUAAAAUUGUGAUUUUGGUCAUGGAACAGGCAGAGUGCUUUGGUCCUUUGUGUUUCAGUCUUGCCUUUCUGUAGCUGAGUGUGGUAGGAAUCAGUGGUUCCGGGGCAUAGUUCUUCAGCUACCGUAAGCAACCACAGGCAGACCCCACACCUGUCCCCAUUUCUUCCAAAAUGACUGCAGCUGGACUGUGCUGCCAUUCAUUCAUUUCUUUAAUAAAGAUGUUAAAUCCUAA
This is a messenger RNA of Meriones unguiculatus (Mongolian gerbil), 1980 nucleotides long. It is a transcript of the gene Mllt11, whose product is annotated as MLLT11 transcription factor 7 cofactor. NCBI's taxonomy places the organism in Eukaryota, Metazoa, Chordata, Mammalia, Rodentia, Muridae. Gene Ontology annotation, cellular component: cytosol; nucleoplasm. Bases 684 to 956 code for a protein of 90 amino acids. Gene Ontology annotation, biological process: positive regulation of release of cytochrome c from mitochondria; apoptotic signaling pathway; positive regulation of mitochondrial depolarization. The record is from RefSeq and is a predicted model, not a curated record. The transcript is spliced from 3 exons.